UGGGCAGCGGAAACUCAACCAGGCGAUGCUUCGCGCUUGCGGCGGCACGGCGCCGGCGGCGGUGCCCGCGCUUGUCAGGGCGCGCCUGGCUCGGCGCGCCUCCUCCGCAGCCUACGCCGCGGCCACCGUCGCCGAUGCUUCCUCCGCCUCGUCCGCCCUGGAAGAGCUCGCCGCCGAGCGCAAAGGUUUCGCAAAAGUAGUAUUAAAGAAGGGCAAGACCCAAAUAUUCCGUGAUGGGAGCCCAAUGGUGUAUAGUGGUGCCGUUGAUAGAAUAAUUGGACGACCUCCUCCGAAAUCUGGUGAUGUUGUUCUGGUAGCUGAUGGAACAGAGAAACCUAUCGGAUGGGGUCUCUAUAACUCUGUGUCCAUGUUUUGUGUUAGGCUGAUGCAACUGGAAGAAGAGGCAAGAAGAGAUCCCACUUGUGCACUUAAUAUGGAAACACUGCUUGAAGCAAGGAUUUCAUCUGCUGUGAAUUUGCGGAAAAGUUUGGGUCUCCCUUCAGCUAACACAAAUGCUUAUCGCCUCAUCAACAGUGAAGGGGACAGAUUGUCUGGUCUAAUCGUGGACAUCUUUGCUGACGUUGCUGUGAUUGCUUCAUCUGCUGCUUGGGUUGAGAAAUAUAGGGAAGAAAUCCAGUUUCUUGUUAGCAAAGUUAAUGGCAUCAGCCAUAUAAAGUGGAGGCCUUCAGCAGAUAUUUUGAAAGAAGAAGGAUUGGAUAUAUUAGAAAAAAAGGAGCCUGCUUCUUCAUGCUCAACUGUGAAGGUCAUGGAGAAUGGCAUUGUAUACUUAGUCUCAUUAGAGGGUCAGAAGACAGGAUUUUAUGCAGAUCAACGGGAGAACCGCCAUUUUAUAUCAUUGCUUUCAAAGGACCAAAGGGUCCUUGACAUUUGCUGCUACAGUGGUGGUUUUGCUCUAAAUGCAGCCAAGGGUGGCGCUGAUAAUGUCAUUGGCAUUGAUUCAUCGGGAUCAGCACUAGACCUUGCCAAUGAGAAUAUCAUUCUCAAUGAGCUAAAUCCUGGAAGGAUCUCAUUUGUAAAAGGAGAUGCAACUGCAUUCAUGAAAGGAGCUAUCUCAAAAAAUGAACUGUGGGACUUGGUAAUCCUUGACCCUCCAAAGUUGGCACCUCGAAAGAAGGUGCUACAAAGUGCAUCUGGUAUGUAUAGAAACUUGAAUGCUCUUGCAAUGCAAGUAGUGAAGCCGGGGGGAUUACUCAUGACAUGCUCUUGUUCUGGAGCUAUGACUCAAAGUGGCAUGUUCCUUAAAACCAUUCAGGGUGCUGCAUCAAUGGCAGGCAGAAAGGUCACAGUCUUACGCCAAGCUGGGGCAGCUUGUGAUCAUCCCAUCGACCCUGGAUACCCUGAGGGCCAGUAUCUCAGCAAUUACUUGCUACGAGUGGCAUGAAAAAGGAAAUAAGAAACAGAUAUAAAAGCAGCAAAAAUUAUAGUUGUAGCAGCCUGACAAGCCCUGUACUGAUCACUUCUGAAGAGCUUAAGUUAAUCUGUCAUAGUUUAGUUGUGCAGGUUAGAUGUAGUCCUUUAUUUAUGAAGAAAAAUUGCAUCCAUUAUGUUCGUUUUACAGAAUCUCUUAGGACACGGUCCUUAGAUGAUGGGUAUUUUUAUUGAGA
This is a messenger RNA of Setaria italica (foxtail millet), 1625 nucleotides long. RefSeq names its product ribosomal RNA large subunit methyltransferase I. NCBI's taxonomy places the organism in Eukaryota, Viridiplantae, Streptophyta, Magnoliopsida, Poales, Poaceae. The record is from RefSeq and is a predicted model, not a curated record. Bases 26 to 1402 code for a protein of 458 amino acids. The transcript is spliced from 8 exons. Gene Ontology annotation, molecular function: methyltransferase activity; RNA binding.